Molecule: messenger RNA, 1295 nt
Organism: Pimephales promelas (fathead minnow)
Lineage: Eukaryota; Metazoa; Chordata; Actinopteri; Cypriniformes; Leuciscidae
Source: RefSeq, a predicted model, not a curated record
CGUCACUAACUGACCAUGACCUUCCUCUCGUCUGUCACGUAGUCGUGUGUGUAGACGAGGCACACGAAUGAUUGUGCAAUGUAGGAAUAGAGAAAUCACCUCGUACAACGACACAGUCUGUUUACUCUGGUUUUAGCAGGUUGAGUGGGAACAAUGGUGAAGUAUUUCAGCUGUACAGGCUGCCUGAAGAGCUCUUGGGACCAAGUGUUUCUGGCCUUCUGGCAGAGAUACCCCAACCCUUACAGUAAUCAUGUUUUAACGGAAGACAUCAUAUUCCGGGAAGUUACUCCCGACAACUGCCUGAUGUCCAGACGUCUCUUGACCAAAACCAGCCGGGCCCCUCGCUGGGCGGAGAGGUUUCUGCCCGCACACAUGGCCCAGAAGGCCUACAUCAUCGAGGACUCAGUGGUGGAUCCUCAGGGCCGGACCAUGACCACCCUCACCUGGAACAUCACCCACGCUCGAGUGAUGAGCGUGCAGGAACGGUGUGUGUAUAAGGUGAACCCUGAGAACAGCAGCUGGACGGAGAUCCAGAGAGAGGCCUGGGUUUCCUCCAGACUGUACGGCCUCUCUAAAGCGGUUCAGGAAUUCGGACUUGCCCGGUUUAAGAGCAACGUUACCAAGACCAUGAAGGGCUUUGAGUUCAUCCUGGCCAAGAUGCAGGGUGAAGCUCCCGCACGGACGCUAGCUGAGACCGCGACAGUGAAGGCUCGUGAGACUGCGCUCGCGGCUAAAGUGAAAGCUAAGGAUCUAGCCUCUCAAGCGCAGAAGAAGCAGUAUGUAUGAUGAAGAAACACACGCUCUUCCAGCGCUGACGGCUCGUGUCAUUCCCGCACAUUUGGACACGAGGGGCAUUAUCCUCUGGAUCUCGUAUGGAUUUAGUGAAACCAACGUGCUCUUCGACUGAAACCUCCCGUGACCUCGGUUUCAUCGAGUCAGAUUUUACAUGAGACUUUGCAUUGUUUUGAUUGCUAAUUUAAUUUUUCAGAUUUUGUUGUACUUCCAUCAUUAUCUCCUUGAAUCUUCAUGUUCACUCAAUGUGAUUUGCUGCUUCAAAUUGAAGUUCUAUCAUUGACGGUCCACAGUUCCAGCAGUCAUUGCCGGCGACAUUACAAGUGAUUCAUUGUGAAAAUAAUGAAUGAUUACGGCUUGUGAAAGUCGUCUCAGAAUGCCUGAUUUCGAGUGUUUGAAACAAGAAAUGCAUUUAAUGCAAAGGAGAGAGACAAGGUUUUAUAACUCUUAACAAUUGUUUGUGUUCAACCGUUAUCACCAAUAAAUAUUUUCUAUAUAUCUGA